Knipowitschia caucasica is the source of this 966-nucleotide messenger RNA. NCBI's taxonomy places the organism in Eukaryota, Metazoa, Chordata, Actinopteri, Gobiiformes, Gobiidae. The record is from the annotation of a GenBank genome assembly.
AUGGACCAACUCAACAGCCACAAACUGCGGCACCAGGAGAAAUCCCUCAUCUGCGAAGUGUGCGCCUACUCCUGCAAACGCAAACACCAGCUGCGCCAACACAUGGUCUCCAAACACUCGGAGAAGAACCAUGUGUCCGCCGUGUACCAGUGCAAGUUCUGCCCCUACUCCUCCUCGCACCGCCAGGCUCUGCGGAACCACGAGAACUGCAAACACACCAAGGCCCGGCAGUUCCAGUGCGCGCUCUGCAGCUACACCUCCUUUAGCGCUGUUAGCUUGUUCUUGCACAAGCGGAAAGCACACGGAUAUGUACCAGGAGACCAGGCCUGGCUGCAAAACUACGCUUUGAAGGAGAAGGAGAAGAAUAUCACUGGAGAUUUGACUGUUUUUUUUAGCAACGCAACGUCUAAGGCACCGACGGACGGAAAUCCAACGGAAGUUAGCCCUAAAGAUGCUAGCAAAACAAGCGCUAAAGCUGAUUCUGUUUGCGAUUUGAAUGUUUUGACGCAAGAAGUGGCGAAAAGUGAUAAUGUUGAGAGUCCGAGUGAGGAGUAUUGCACGCUGGUGUUGACUACGCUGCCGAGCAACGACGGGCAAUCUACGAUCCCGCACGACAUGAUCAAAAAAUCAAUAGAUGUAGCGGAACACGGAAGCUUAUCAGGCCAAACUGCUAGCGUAGCAGGUAGUUCCAGCUCAGACGAGGCCAGUUUAGACAAAACAAACCAAGUUGAGGAGUUAGAAAACAUUGAACAAAGCGUUGAAAGUUGUGGCGAGGUGUUACUAAAUGAUAAUAUCGUGAAAGAUUUGAAAGAAUUGGAAAAGAUUGAAGCUAACGCCAUGGUGCUGGACGGUCACGUGGAAGUGCUGAUGCUGCCAACGCAGACGUCUCGCAAAACCAACGCUGAUAAAAAGUUACGUUGUGAAGAUUGCGUCGAAAGCGUCUUUAAACCGACACAGAACUCUUAA